Molecule: messenger RNA, 1795 nt
Organism: Aricia agestis (brown argus)
Lineage: Eukaryota; Metazoa; Arthropoda; Insecta; Lepidoptera; Lycaenidae
Product: DNA translocase FtsK-like
Exons: 6
Coding region: 95-1735 (546 amino acids)
Source: RefSeq, a predicted model, not a curated record
UCACGCGCGACGUACGCCGCCAUAUUGCAUCUAAUUUCGAAUUUCAAAAUUUGACUUUUUGUUUUUUUUUUCUGUGUCUGUGGUACCUGUCAAAAUGAAGAUCGUCCUACUAUUCGCACUCUUCCUCUGUGUUCACUCUGAAGAAACGACCAAAGACCAGGAUGUUCAGGCUAAGGACAAGAGACAGACCCAGGGGGAAAGCCAGCCGCAUAUUAUAUACAGAACCGCCAGGAAACAGGAGCACGUAGCGCCGGUGGAGGAAAACAGCGAAGACGACCGCGACACAAGGGACGAGGAGUACCGGCCCGGGCAGGUGUUCUCGCUCAACGCUCAGGAACUGCUGGACCUGCAGCCCGAGAGGAAGAGCCAGCAGCAGCUGUACCCUGAGCAGCAGCAGAAGCAGCAGCAGGUCUACUAUCUCGAACCGCAACUUGGCAGACAGGUUUACCAGCCGUCUCACGCGGUGAUAGCUCGGCCAGACUUCUCUUCUAACGGCGGCGAGGCCUCCGUAGGGGCGGCCCUGUCAGUCAGUGACGGAGCCAACCCGGGGGCGACCUUCGACCAGGAGCUGCUGGCGUUGCUGGGCCAGGCGCAGAGACAGGAGGAGCGCCAGUACACCCCCACCGCCAAACCCACAUACGUCCCGCAGUAUCAACAGGUGGACAUUCCCUACGUCCCGAAGCCGAGCAAGAAGCCCACGAAACUCCGCCCCAAAGUGCAAGUCGCCCCGCAGCCCGCCACUGCCCCCCAGCAGUACCUCAUCGAGACAACCAACGUGCAGCAGUACCAACCGACACAGCAACAGUACCAACCGACACAGCAGUACCAACCGUCACAGCAAUACCAGACCGUGCAACCGCAGUACCAACAGUACCGCCAACCGCAGAGCCAGAGAGUCCCCCAGACUCUAAGAUACGUCCAGAUCCAACCAACGCAAGCGACCAUCCAGCAAGCGAUCUACGAGCGACCAGAAUCGUCUGGCCUGAAAAUAGUUGCACCACCCAAAUUGCAGCAAAUCAAUCCGGCGAACUUACAGAACCAAGUAAACUAUAGAUUAAUUCCCCAAUACCAACAGGAGGCAACGCCCAAGCAGUACAGACUGAUUGAAGCCCCAAGACAACAGGCUAGACAGGAGAAGACUAGAGUAGUGAACAUUAACGAGAGACCAGUCACCUAUCUCAAGCGGUUCCCUGAACCUGAGGGCGCCAACCAGAGGGUAGCUCAAGGCGGCGAGCAGUUUUAUGUCCGUCAGGUAUACCGUCCAGAGCAGAGAGCCAGGUACGAGCAAGCGCCAUUAAGAAACGUUGAAGCCCAGCGCAGUUUAGACACCAAACCACCCCUAUCAGCAAUCUACGUCAGCCAAAACAUCCCCAAACAAUCGAAAGCAGCGAGACCUCUCGUAAGAACUGACUCUGGCAUCAAAUAUGAGCCCAGAGAAGUGUACAGGGUGGAACCCUCCAGCGCAGAACAGGUCCAAAUAACCCAAGGAUCGAAGAACAUCGAUGACCAGAGAGCGCAUCUACCGCCUCCAAAGAACAACAAAGCGUAUACUCCUGAGGAGUUUUCUGCGCUGAUAGCUGCUGGGUACUCGGUGACCCCUAUCCCAGUAGGCCAGGCAGGCAUUGAAACUGCUCAGUCCAGGUCUUCCAUAGACGUAGCCCCUGCGCCCGUCCGUCGUCCACUACACACCAGACGCAACCAUUAUCUCCCGCUACGAGUGGACGACGCCCCUUAAAUGACCGAAAUGUACAUAAUAGAUAAAUAAUGUUAAAUAUAAGUUUAUAAUUAAUUUAAA